This is a messenger RNA of Hyalella azteca, 1089 nucleotides long. RefSeq names its product GATA zinc finger domain-containing protein 14. NCBI's taxonomy places the organism in Eukaryota, Metazoa, Arthropoda, Malacostraca, Amphipoda, Hyalellidae. The record is from RefSeq and is a predicted model, not a curated record. The coding region runs from base 69 to 809 and encodes 246 amino acids. The transcript is spliced from 4 exons.
UUUUAUCAAUAAUCGUAUCUUUAUAUUGCAGAACAGGUAUUUUUGUGACGCAAUAAAUACUUGCAGCAAUGAAUAAAUUGACACUGACUUGCGCAAUGCUGCUGCUGGCUGGAGCCGCAGUCAACGCUGCCGGCUUCGACGCUGAAAUGCAGAACACUCGCUGCAACACCGACCCGAGCAGAGGGCCGCUGAACGACCCUUGCGGCAGCCUGUACGAAGGAGUGUGUAGCGGCAGCUACUGUAGUUGUCCUCCCGGCACCGGAAUUCAUCCCUCGCUAAAACGAUGCAAACCCGGUUUUGCUGACAACAGUGGCAGCAACAACCCCAACAACCAAUUCAACCCCAACAACCCAAACAACCCAAACAACCAGUUCAACCCAAACAACCCCAACAACCUCAACAACCAGAGCAGCCAGCCCCCCCUGGGUGACCUCCCCUUCGACUACGACCCAAACAGACCAAACAGGCCCAAUGAGCCCCACCGCGGUUCAGGCCCCGUGCCCGGUCCCGUCCCGUCCGUGAUCACGUCAACACCAUGCGACAGAACAAACGACCCCUGCGACCAUGAUUUCAACGCUGAAUGCUACCAGGGCCACUGCCAGUGCCGUACAGGAUCUAAGAUCAAUCCUUCAGGGACUCGUUGCGAACCUGAUCCUACCUUCGGACAUGGUAAUAGUCAGGGUCAGGACUAUCCCAACCGAGACCACAACAACCACAACGACCACCAUAGCGCCGCAACCAAGGAGACGUAUGGUGUUGCCUCCAUGGUAGCGGUGGUGCUCAGUCUUGUCACUUAUAGGUUCAUGUAACUUGUGAUGGUUCAUGUAACUUAUGAUGGUUCAUGUAACUUACGAUGGUUCAUGUAACUUAUGAUGGUUCAUGUAACUUGUGAUGGUUCAUGUAAGUUAUGAUGGUUCAUGUAACUUAUGAUGGAAGAUGAUAGGAUCUUAGCUGUAAUACAUGAAAUGUCCUGGAAAUUCCUUUAAGUCCCAUGCAGUUGACAAGAGGUUCGGAUUAAAUUGGUUAACCAGCAUCGAUAAAAUUUGUUAGUUUAUUAACAAUUGUGAACAAAAUUUGAGAAAAAUCAAA